AUGAUAGAAAUUUGCUUAAAUGGAAAGUGGUCAGCGUGGUCCGGAUGGAGUGGAUGCGCACCAGGAGUUUGCGCAGGAAACCAAAAAAUCAGAACCCGCACGUGUUCGAACCCAGUCCCCAGCACUGAUGGCGCGUACUGUGUGGGAGAUAACGCUGAACAAAAAGAUUGCAUGAUUGACGGUGGUUGGACGGAGUGGUCACAGUGGUCGCAGUGUGAAAAUCCCUGUGGAGGCUCAUACGUCAACCGAACAAGAGAAUGUGACAAUCCCAAGCCUACCCCCGACGGGAAACCUUGCACCGGGAAGAAUGUCGAAACUAAACUAGAAUGUAUAUGGCCAUGUCCAACGGAACCUGUUGACGGACAGUGGAGUGAAUGGUCAAAAUGGUCGAGUUGCCCUCAAAGUUGUGGCAUACCCAGCGGUACUUUCAUCACGCGCACGCGUCAAUGUAACCGCCCUCCUGCAAUGAAUGGCGGGAAACCAUGUCAAGGAGACGCCACUGAAGCUGUUAAAUCGUGUUUCACACCUUGUCCAGUCGACGGAGGCUUCACGUUAUGGAGCAGUUGGUCGAGGUGUUCAAGGACGUGUGGUAACGGAAUGCAACGACGAAGCAGAUCCUGUACAAGCCCACUACCACGACAUGGAGGGCGAAACUGUACGAGUGAUUACAGCCAAAUGAAAAGCUGUAAGCUGCAAGUGUGUCCAGGUGCCGUUGAUGGAGGYUGGUCAGCAUGGACAUCAUGGUCACAGUGUUCAGAGGGAAAAUUCUGUCUCAGGGGAAACUCCUCUCGAAGCAGAUCCUGCAACAACCCUCCUCCUAAGAACGGUGGUGACGACUGCGGUGGAGUUGGUGUCGAGAAGAGAAACUGCCCUACACCUAAGGAAGGAUGCACUGGUUGGAAUGUGAUACAGACGAGAAGUUUACUGCCAAAGCUGCCCCUGCUGCAAGAAUCCCAACGGCUCUAGUGUCGAGCUUUUUUAGCUUUAUAAGUGCAGAAUUGCAGAAUGCAUGGUUUGGGGUCAAGAUAGAAGAUGAUAAGAUAAAUCCAAAGAAGA
Actinia tenebrosa (Australian red waratah sea anemone) is the source of this 1056-nucleotide messenger RNA. RefSeq lists its product as uncharacterized. Lineage: Eukaryota; Metazoa; Cnidaria; Anthozoa; Actiniaria; Actiniidae. Gene Ontology annotation, cellular component: cell surface. Gene Ontology annotation, biological process: signal transduction. Gene Ontology annotation, molecular function: calcium ion binding. The record is from RefSeq and is a predicted model, not a curated record.